Fraxinus pennsylvanica is the source of this 2037-nucleotide messenger RNA. The record is from the annotation of a GenBank genome assembly. NCBI's taxonomy places the organism in Eukaryota, Viridiplantae, Streptophyta, Magnoliopsida, Lamiales, Oleaceae.
AUGCUUAGAUGCCUCCGUCCAAGUGGAUGGAGGCACCAUGCCUCCAUCCAAGUAAAGGAGCCUCCAUCCACUUGGAUGGUGCCUUCAUCCAAGUAUCCACUCCAUCCAAGUGGAUGGAGGCAUGGUGCCAAUACCUCCGUCCAAGUGGAUGGAGACACCAUGCCUAGACACCAAGUGGAUGGUGCCUCCAUUCAAGUAAUGGAUUUGGAGGCACCAUGCCUCCAUCCAAGUAAUGGAGGCAUGGUUUGCCUCCAUCCAAGUGGAUGGAUGCCUCCAUUACUUGGAUGGAGGCACGGCGAUGUCUCCGGAGGUGUCCCCGCCCGCGCACUUCGUAACUGUGUCAAAUUUGAGCACACAGCAUCAUAUAUCAAUCAGCAUAUACAAUUCCCGUCUCAAAAUGCCACUACAAUUACGAGUACCCAUCUUUUCAAAGCCCCCCAUUUGAUGCUUUCUGUCAGUAAUUUUCCCAUUACCAGGCCCUUCUCAACCAACAACGAUCACGAAUCUUCUAGUGACACAGAAUAUGAAUUUGAGCGUCAGGCCAAUGGUGAAAAGCUGGGAGACUGUAAAGGAAUAACAGAACCGGAUUCUUUUGGUGAUUUAGAAACUAUUAUGGAAAUUUUACGAGCAGGUAGUGUUCAAGAGAAGAGCAAAAACCUCGAAAAAUGUUGUGUGAUAGUUACCCCGGCGAUGGCGUCUAACGUUCUUUCUCGGGUUCGAAAUGAUUGGGAAACUGCGUUUACCUUCUUUUUGUGGGCUGGAAAACAGCCCGAAUAUACCCAUUCGGUUAGGGAGUAUCAUUCAAUGAUCUCCAUUCUUGGGAAGUUUAGGAAGUUUGAUACUGCUUCAGCUUUGAUCAAUGACAUGAGAGCUGCAUCUUUACUAACUCCACAGACCCUUUUGAUAAUGAUCAGAAAAUAUGCAGCUGUGCAUGAUGUAGGCAAGGCAAUCAGUACUUUCUAUGCGCUUAGACGGUUUAAGUUUGAAAUUGGAAUGGAGGAAUUCCAAAGUUUGCUUUCUGCUCUCUGUCGGUACAAGAAUGUGAAGGAUGCUGAGCAUUUGCUCUUCUGUAACAAAAGUUCUUUCCCUUUGAAUACCAAGAGCUUCAAUAUUAUACUUAAUGGAUGGUGCAAUGUGGUUGGUGACUUGCGCGAGGGUAAAAGAAUUUGGAUGGAGAUGGAAAAGAGAGGGAUUAUGUGCGAUGUUUACUCUUAUUCUAGUAUCAUGUCUUGCUAUUCGAAAGCUGGUAAUCUAAAUGCGGUUCUCAGGCAUUUCGACAAGAUGAAGGCUCUAAAAAUUGAACCGGAUAGGAAAGUCUACAAUGCAGUGAUUCAUGCUCUUGCAAAAGGUAGGCUAGUGAAAGAAGCUCGGAGCCUCAUGAAAACAAUGGAAGAGAAGGGUAUCAAUUCCGACACCAUCACUUAUAACUCGCUCAUCAAGCCUCUUUGUAAGGCACGGCUGUGUGAUGAAGCCAAAGAAGUUUUUGAUGAGAUGAUAGAGAGAGGCCUUUCCCCGAGUACUCGAACUUACCAUGCUUUUUUUCGGAUUUUAAGGACUGGGGAAGAAGUUUUUCAGCUCCUCGAGAGGAUGCAUAUGGAUUGCCAUCCGAGUCAUGAUACAUAUAUAAUGUUGAUCAGGAAAUUUUGUCGUUGGCGCCAGCUAGAUAAUGUUUUCAAGCUGUGGACUGAGAUGAGCAAGAAUGGACUUGAACCAGAUCGAAGCUCGUACAUUGUGCUCAUACAUGGGCUCUUUUUGAAUGGAAAAUUGGAGGAGGCGUAUAAAUAUUAUAUAGAAAUGAAGGAAAAGCAUUUGUUGACAGAACCAAAAAUAGAUGAGAUGCUUCAGGCAUGGUUGCAAGGGAAGGCUGAUGCAGGGCACCAUGUGACUGAGUCGACGCACAGUCAAUCAAAUUGUAGUGAGUUUGGACCAAAUGCCAAAGUCAAGUCCAAGACAAAUGAUAGGGACCUUGACUUCCGUCGACAACCGGAGACGAAAAGCAUUACCAGAGAGAGAGGCUUUUCUUUUUGUGACAAUUAA